AUGAAAGUAUUGCAGCAGAAAAUUGCUGCAACAGUGCCAUGGACAUCGGAACAACUGAAUGCGGAUAGUAAGAAUGCCAUGCCCAAACUUCCGCGCGCUCAGCGGCCCCCUCAAGAUAUUUGUCUUCUUCUGCAGCAGGAUGAUGCCUUUACUGUUCUGAUAGAAUGGAACCAAUAUGAUAAAUUCAGUGAAGAAAUGCUUACGACAGCGGAAAUGCCCCAAAAUAAGCUGCAAUAUUACUGGUAUUUUGUUUACUAUUUUUUUGUAAUUUGCCUCGUUCCGCUGAAUGGAUACAAAAUUUUGGUAUUCAACCCACGCUUUGGCAAAAGCCAUGUGCGAUUUAUGGGUAACAUUGCUGAUACUUUGGUCGAAGCAGGACAUGAUGUGACCCAGUUUGCACCAAUUUUAAAUCCUGUUGCUGAUACAAAUGGUUCGCGCCUUGCAAAAACUAUAACAUUGGCGUUCGAUAAAAAAUUGAAUAAAAUGUUGGAUAUGGAACUUUUUAUUCAGAAUUCUUGGAAACAGCAGUACCAGUCCAUAUUUGGUAUUAUGAAUGUGAGUUCUAUGAGAUUAAUGUUUAUUCAGCUUACGGAUUAUUUUAUUACCAGUUGUGAAUUGCAACUGCAAAACACAAAAAUUAUGAACCAGUUACGACAUGAAAAGUUCGACCUAGCAAUUACUGAAUUAUUUGACCCGUGUCCGCUUGGUAAGGAAUUGUUGUUAUUCUUUAAGUUUUCAUUUCAACAUAUUACAGUUUUGAAGAACAAUGAAAUUUUGAAGGAUGUUGUUAUGAAAUGA
This is a messenger RNA of Gongylonema pulchrum, 798 nucleotides long. NCBI's taxonomy places the organism in Eukaryota, Metazoa, Nematoda, Chromadorea, Rhabditida, Gongylonematidae. The record is from the annotation of a GenBank genome assembly.